GGACACCGCACUGACAGCACCCGGACACCGCACUGACAGCGCCCGGACACCGCACUGACCGCGCACAGAGCGGGGACAGCGCUUCCCGACAUGCAGGAACAUUUAUAAAGAAUUGAUGCAAGCAGUUGGACACCAGUUCUGGAAGAACUGACCUAUGGAGCACUAUCCUGGUAAAUGAAAUACAUUUUGGAUGUCAUGGCUUCAAUAUUGCUUGGAAUGUGCCUCAUCUUCAGCCAGCCUAAGCUGGUUACUACUUACCCAACAUCAAAUGAAAAGGCCUAUGCAUCGCCAUCUCCCAUAAAUGAACAGAGGACUGCCCCUCACCCUAAUGGUACCCAGCAGUAUCUACCACAUACCAUUAUUAUUGGGGUUCGUAAAGGUGGAACAAGGGCUUUGCUGGAAAUGCUUAGCCUUCAUCCUGAUAUUUCAUCGGCUGAAAGUGAAAUCCAUUUUUUUGACUGGGAAGAUCAAUAUAAAAAAGGUUUACAAUGGUAUGUUGGCCAAAUGCCAUUUUCUUUCCCCCAUCAGCUCACCGUGGAGAAAACCCCUGCAUACUUUACAUCACUUAAUGUCCCAGAACGCAUUUACAACAUGAACAGCACAAUAAAACUUCUUCUUAUCCUAAGAGACCCUAUCGAAAGAGUUUUAUCGGACUAUACUCAAGUUUUUUACAACCACCUGCAGAAAAAUAAAUCCUAUCCACCGGUGGAAGACCUUCUUUUGAGGAAUAGUGAGCUCAACACGGACUACAAAGCAAUAAAUCGGAGCCUGUAUUAUAGUUUCAUGGAAAACUGGUUAACUUACUUCCCGCUUCACAAUAUUCACAUCGUUGAUGGAGAUUAUCUAAUUAGAAAUCCCUUUCCGGAAAUUCAAAAGGUAGAGAAGUUUCUGAAUCUUUCUCCCCAAAUAAACGCAUCAAACUUUUACUUCAAUAGGACAAAAGGGUUUUACUGUUUACGCGACAGUGGUCGGGAACGCUGCUUACAUGAGUCCAAAGGGAGAGCCCACCCACGUAUAAACUCUUUCCUGCUGGACAAAUUACGUGAAUACUUCCAUGAGCCCAACAAAAAAUUCUUUCAACUUGUUGGAAGGACAUUUGACUGGUUGUAAAAUAAGCCAAUUGAUGAAGACUGUAUAUUUACGAAGUAUAUUUAAGCUAUAACUUAUUUGUAAAUUUAAUAUUCUUGCCAGAACUAGAAGAGAAAAAUGCUAGCUUUAUUUUUAUACUGAUUAAGUGUGACUAUAUAAUUUGUAUGGAUUUUCAUAAAUAAUAAAUUAUAUUAGUUUUGCAA
Rana temporaria (common frog) is the source of this 1292-nucleotide messenger RNA. RefSeq names its product heparan sulfate-glucosamine 3-sulfotransferase 1 (gene HS3ST1). Lineage: Eukaryota; Metazoa; Chordata; Amphibia; Anura; Ranidae. The record is from RefSeq and is a predicted model, not a curated record. Gene Ontology annotation, molecular function: [heparan sulfate]-glucosamine 3-sulfotransferase activity. The coding region runs from base 175 to 1110 and encodes 311 amino acids. The transcript is spliced from 2 exons.